AUGUCUUGGGAUCAGACUUCUUUUGCACUUUCACCUCGCUCAAAGGGGUGCUACCUCGUCACCGAUGAAGUGGUGAGAAACGUUCCGGAGAUCAAGAACUAUAAGGUGGGUCUCUUGAACCUCUUUCUUCAGCACACCUCCGCUGGUUUGACUCUCAACGAGAACUGCGAUCCAGAUGUGAGAGAGGAUAUGACAACCUCGCUUGAUAGAAUGGCGCCUGAGGGUGACUUCUACAUUCACGCUGAUGAAGGUCCAGACGACAUGCCUGGGCACGUUAAGAGCAGCACUGUCGGUGUUUCCCUCACAAUCCCGAUUCUGAACGGUAGAUUGGCUACCGGCACGUGGCAGGGUAUUUGGUUAUGUGAGUUCAGAAGAUACAAACACAGCAGAAAGAUCGUGGCCACGAUUCAAGGCGAAAAGAAGUAA
Messenger RNA from Candidozyma duobushaemuli, 426 nucleotides. RefSeq lists its product as uncharacterized. The transcript has a single exon. The record is from RefSeq and is a predicted model, not a curated record. NCBI's taxonomy places the organism in Eukaryota, Fungi, Ascomycota, Pichiomycetes, Serinales, Metschnikowiaceae. The coding region runs from base 1 to 426 and encodes 141 amino acids.